AUGGUGGAUGGUGGCAGUGGAGCCGAGGUUAUGUACCCCGACCUCUACAAGGGGCUGAGAUUAAAACCGGAAGAUUUGACGCCUUAUAACUCUCCUUUGAUGAGCUUCGACGGGAAGCUUGUUAUUCCAAAGAGCAUGAUUAGGCUACCCAUCCAGACCGCCCUAGAUAUAAUGGAGGUGAACUUUAUCGUGGUGGACACCUACUCUCCCUAUACAGCCAUCGUCGACAAACCCUGGCUCCAUACCUUAGGGGCUGUUGCCUCCUCAUUGCAUCAGAAGGUGAAAUUUCCGUUAGGGGACCAGGAGAAGGAGGAGUUGAUUGAGUUUCUCAAAAGAAAUAUUGACGUAUUUGCAUGGGAUGCCUGCGAUGCUCCAGGGAUUGAUCCAGCCUUCAUCUGUCACCAUCUCAAUGUCAACUCGUCCAUCACUCCCAAGAAGCAGCUACCUCGUCGCCCAUCAAGAGAGCAUGCAGAUGCGAUUAGGGAUGAAGUGGUGAAGUUUAAGCGUGCAGAGGCUAUCAAAGAGGUUUUUUACCCUGAUGGCUGGCCAAUAUCGUGGUGGUUAAGAAGAAAAGUGGAAAAUGGCGGGUUUGUGUAG
This is a messenger RNA of Quercus lobata, 597 nucleotides long. RefSeq lists its product as uncharacterized. The record is from RefSeq and is a predicted model, not a curated record. NCBI's taxonomy places the organism in Eukaryota, Viridiplantae, Streptophyta, Magnoliopsida, Fagales, Fagaceae. The transcript has 2 exons. Bases 1 to 597 code for a protein of 198 amino acids.